Liolophura sinensis is the source of this 2297-nucleotide messenger RNA. RefSeq lists its product as uncharacterized. Bases 9 to 1928 code for a protein of 639 amino acids. The record is from RefSeq and is a predicted model, not a curated record. The transcript has 15 exons. NCBI's taxonomy places the organism in Eukaryota, Metazoa, Mollusca, Polyplacophora, Chitonida, Chitonidae.
AGUUUGGUAUGUUUCGUGAGAUGCGGCAGUUGCCACGCUAUGCAAUAGUUUAUUUACACAAAUGUAUUUUAUGCAAGUGGCAGUCAGGCGUCUCAUAUCGACAGAUGUUGUCAAUCAGCUCUCUCCAAAGCUCCCUUGGAUCCAUAACUCGUUCUAGGAAGCUAGUGUUGGGACUUGUGCUUCUGUUUCUGCUGAUCUUGUACUUUGGACCUCAUUUUCUAGGAUUUAAAAGUACCAAGAUCAAAACUGAUCUGUCUGAGGUCUGUCUUGACGAGAAGUUGUCGACUUACCAGUUGGCUGUAGACAGGUUUGAUGUUGGGAUCAACCACAGUCCGAUAGAGGAGGGGGAAGCACCAUUGCUGGCCUAUGUUGGUAAUGGGAAGAUAGCCACAGCUUUUGGGACAGGGCGGGGUAUAUUUAUCCGGCUGAACCGCGCCCUGUCCCAGGAAGUACCCUUCAACCCUGUCGUUGAGUCCACUACCCCAGCAGGGGUAGCCAAGGAGGCUUUUGUUGUGGACUAUCAUGAAGCUUCAGCCCAGAGGCUACAGGCUCUACACUGGGCCCGGGGCUGUAUUACGAUGGGGUCACGGUUGUAUGCACACAGGACAAGACCGUCUAUACUGGUGCAGAGCCUCCGGCUACACAACCCAACAGCUAUGCGUAUUACAUUCAACUUAAAACAGGAGGGGGUGCAGAAAUGGCCACGUGUAGAAACAACAAGUCACAAAGUCCAGGGCAGGGUAGAGAUUGUGCAGUACACAGUGUCGGCUGGUAUCCUGCAGUUGACUGAUUACCCAGAUAAAUUUGUUAUGGUUGCCAUAGCAACAGUUUAUCCAUCUCAGAGUGUGUCUGUGAAGCCUGGAGCGAGUGUCACCUUACGUUUCCACACUGUCGUGCACCAUACAGAGUUCUUGACGCAAUCAGAAGCAGAUGCGAAAAAACAAGAUAUCCGUCAAUCUGUGAUCAAGGAGAUGGAGUUUGUGUUAAAGAUGGACCCAAUGCUACUAAGAGAUGAACAUGCCACAGCCUGGCACAAGCUGUGGAGAAGUGGUUUCAGCAUCAGUCUAUCUAAGGCCGCCACUGCACUCAAUGGAGACAAGAUAAACUCCACGCUGUACUAUGUGCUGAGUAAUGUUCCUGCCCCAUUACACGAUGUCUCCACCACACAUGAACAGAAACUGGAAAUUCGCAAAGUCCUGUUUUAUCCCAACGGUUGCUAUGGGGCAUACUCCACAUUACAUGCGGACAAGCUGUGGUUAGACGCGCACAAUGAACAUGACGUAGCCUCCAUUGUGACAACUUGGAUCAUCACAUUGGAGACUCACGGCUGUGAAAACAUGAUCAAAUCAGGUGCUGAGGGUGUCCUUCAGGCCAUGCUGCUGAGUUUGGGCGCACUACAGUUCAAACAGGACCACCUGGAGUUCCUCAUGGAGCCACAGGACCUUCACCGAGACAUGUUCUUUCACCGCAUCAACUACGGUAACAACACCCAUCUGAACAUCUCCGUGGAGGUUGGUGAUGACAACAGAGCAGUGAUGUACGUUGCUCUGGACAGGAAUGACAAGCCUUACUAUGGCUGUGAUGCUGGCUGUAAUGACCCACCUGUGGCUCUGAGUAAUGUAAAGCAGUCAUUCCCAGUGAAGUUGACCAAACCUAUCACAGCUCUGUUGUAUAUAACAGCUGACACACAGCACAUGGAGAAGUUAAAACAUGCCAUUCACACCAAGGAGAACAAUGAAGCUCCACCUCACGAACACCAUGUAAUUGCCUUACAUAAACAUGGACACCAUUUCGGAGGACUGCCUACCAUUUUCUGGGUCUCCAUCGUUUUUCUCAUUCUCAUCUUCCACAUGUUUUUAUUCAAACUCAUCUAUAACGAGUACUGCAGUGCUCAAGACAGGUAUACACGAGGAAAGUAUAACUUAUAGCGCUGUGUUACCUGACGCUGUAGGUGUCGCCCAUCCUGUUACCUGAUGCUGUAUGUGUCCCCCAUCCUGUUACCUGAAGCUGUAGGUGUCGCCCAUCCUGUGUAUCUGUGUUUUGUGUCUACAUGUACAGGUGUGGUAUCAUAUAUCAGGACUUACCACUUAACCAGGAGCAUUGGUAAUGGCACUUUCUUAAUUCAUGUUUUCAUUAAUACAUUCUCAAAUUACUGUGAUCAUGGUUACAGUGAGGUACAUCUUCCCACACAUUGGUGAGUCUGGUCCAAACUGAAUUGGGCAAUGUUGUCUUGCAUUGAAUGUGUAAGCUAAUGAGUUUUCCCACGAAACGUCAUUGCAUAGGAAGGAAUAAACAUU